Molecule: messenger RNA, 3680 nt
Organism: Mesitornis unicolor (brown roatelo)
Lineage: Eukaryota; Metazoa; Chordata; Aves; Mesitornithiformes; Mesitornithidae
Product: zinc finger protein 827-like
Biological process (GO): regulation of gene expression
Cellular component (GO): nucleus
Source: RefSeq, a predicted model, not a curated record
AUGGUUUUGUCUUCAAAUAAAGGCUUAUUCAUUUUCAAAACUUUUCCUGGUCACUCAAUCCAGGCUGAUGCUGAGUCCAUGCACUUGAGGGGGACGCUGGAUGGUACCAGACAGGAAGAAUUGGAAGGUGAACUCAGUGAAGAAGAACGCUGGUUUGGAAAUUCUUCAGAAACUCCUUCAGAAGCAUCAUAUGGAGAAGUCCAGGAGAACUUUAAGUUGUCUCUUGAGGACAGAGUCCAAGAGCAGUCCACUUCCCCAGAUACUUCUUUGGGAAGUGCAACUCCUAGCAGCAACACAGCAGAGCUGGGAACUAUUGAAAAUGAGGCACUAAGAGACACAUUACAGAGCAAAGAGCACCUUUCUCCUGAUGUGUCAUCUCUGUGUGAAGAAGAGCCUCCUGGUCCAAAUAAGCCACUGAGUAGUAACCUGAGACGACUGCUGGAGGCUGGCUCUCUCAAGCUGGAUGCUGCUGUUAAAGUCAAUGGCAGAGUUGAGUCCCCCGUAAAUCUUGGCUCAAAUCUCUCCUUCUCUCCACCGGCUCAUCAUGCCCAGCAGCUAAGUGUUCUUGCCAGAAAGCUUGCUGAGAAACAGGAACAAAGUGACCAAUACAAUGCAAGUAGUCACUUUAUAUGGAAUCAAGGUAAGUGGUUGCCAAACUCAACCACUACCUGUGGUUUGUCCCCUGAUUCAGCUAUCCUGAAACUGAAAGCUGCAGCCAAUGCUGUUUUGCAGGACAAAUCUCUUUCAAGGACUGAAGACACUAUAAGAUUUGAAUCCUUUUCCUCACCUUUUAGUUCUCAGUCAGCCAGCUCCACAUUAGCAGCUUUAUCUAAGAAAGUGAGUGAAAGAAGCAUGACUCCUGGGCAGGAGCACCCGCCUCCAGCUAGUUCUUUUCUUUCUCUGGCUUCCAUGACCUCUUCAGCUGCCCUUCUCAAGGAGGUUGCUGCAAGGGCUGCAGGCACCCUGUUGGCCGAGAAGAAGUCACUGGUUGCUGAGGAUCCCCUGCAGCUUUCAGAGAUGAAACAAGAGAAAGCAACUCCACCACAGUCUUUGGAAUUAUUGUUACUGCCAGUUCCUAAGGGAAGAGCAUCCAAACCCACUACUACAGCCUCAGAAGAAGAAGGAGGAAAACCUUUUCAGUGUCCGAUCUGUGGCUUGGUUAUCAAGAGGAAGAGUUACUGGAAACGGCAUAUGGUGAUUCAUACAGGUUUGAAAAGUCAUCAGUGUCCACUCUGUCCAUUUCGCUGUGCACGCAAGGACAAUCUCAAAUCACAUAUGAAGGUUCAUCAGCACCAAGACAGAGGUGAGACCUUUCAAUGCCAGCUAUGCCCUUUUACAUCCUCUCGCCACUUCAGCCUGAAACUCCAUAUGCGUUGCCAUCAACAUUUCCUCAGGACAGAAUCCAAAAUGAAGGAGGAAAUACCAGAAACUGAGGUGAAAGGGUCACCACAGCUAAGUAGUGACUCCUGCCCAGGACCACAGAGGGAAGGAGGUGGACCUGACCUUACGGGAUCAGCAUCUGUACCUAAAACCCCUGAUGUGGCUGGGCAGCCUAGUGGAAGUAUUCCACCCUUACUAGUAAAAGAAGAGCCCAAAGAUGACAAUGGCAUCUCAGCUGCACCUUUUGCUCUUGGCACUGUUGACAGAGCCUCCAACAACACAAAGCUGAAAGACUCCUCUGACUUUGUGGCCAAUACCGCAUCGGCACUAUUCAGCCAAGACAUCUCUGUCAAGAUGGCAUCAGAUUUUCUUAUGAAGCUGUCAGCUGCAAAUCAAAAAGAGCCCUUGACUCCUAAAUUUAAAGUGAAAGAGGAGCCUAAAGAUGAAGAAGCUGCAAGUUCAGCCUUGUCUCAGUCCAGCUAUGUGUUCAGCCAGGAAUCGGAAGCCUCAGCUUCAAAUGUCCCUGAGGAGAAACUCAAGCCACAGGAAGCGCAGGCAAAUGUGAUGAGGCAGGACAUGUCAGUCAAGGCGGCAUCUGAGCUCCUCAUGAAGCUCUCAGCUGAGAGUUACAAGGAAGCCCAGAUGGUAAAGAUAAAAGAAGAACCAAUGGAAGUUGACAUUCAUGAUUCGCAGGCUUCAGUGUCACCCAGCCAACCCAGCCAAAAUGUUGGCUACAGCACUUUAUUAGGGCGAGACAUCAGUGAACACAUACAGAAGGCACCAGAAGGACGUGUAAUCCCAGAAAGAAAUCUAUUCAGCCAAGAUAUAUCAGUGAAAAUGGCAUCCGAGCUGCUCUUCCAGUUAUCAGAAAAGGUGAGCAAAGAGCACAACCACAAUAAAGAUAACGCCAUCCAGACUACAACCAGCCCUUUCUUUUCUGAAGACACAUUUAGACAAUCACCGUUCACUUCCAACUCAAAAGAUCUCUUGCCUAGUGAAACUACUCUUCAUGGAAGGACGUCUGCACCAGAAACUGAAAAGCUGGGGCUGGAGGUGGGAAAUGGAUUGCCAUCUUGGAAAUUUAAUGACCAGCUUUUUCCCUGUGACGUGUGUGGAAAAGUGUUUGGUCGACAGCAGACCCUGUCCCGACAUCUCUCGCUGCACACAGAAGAGAGAAAAUACAAAUGCCACUUGUGCCCCUAUGCUGCUAAGUGCCGUGCUAAUCUGAACCAGCACCUGACCGUCCAUUCUGUGAAGCUGGUGAGUACAGACACUGAGGACAUUGUCAGCGCUGUCACUUCUGAAGGCAGCGAUGGAAAGAAGCACCCUUAUUACUACAGCUGCCAUGUGUGUGGGUUUGAGACAGAGAUGAAUGUCCAGUUUGUCAGUCAUAUGUCCCUCCAUGUGGAUAAAGAGCAGUGGAUGUUCUCGAUUUGCUGCACAGCAUGCGAUUUUGUCACCAUGGAAGAGGCAGAUAUGAAGGCUCAUGUCAACAGCAAGCACACAGCUGAAGAGAUGAAGACACCCAGUGAAUCUAACAGUCCAUCUUCAUCUUCACUGUCAGCACUGAGCGACUCUGCCAACAGCAAAGAAGAUGGAGAUAUAAUCCCCAAAACCAAGAGUUCAAACAACCUGCUCGUCAUUUCUGUAGUGCCUGGUAGUCAGACCUCAGUGAGCACUGAAGAGAAGUCAGAGAAAGGCUUUGAAUGUGUUUUCUGUAACUUCGUCUGUAAAACAAAAAAUAUGUUUGAGCGCCAUCUGCAAAUCCACCUGAUCACACGGAUGUUCGAGUGUGAUGUGUGCCACAAGUUCAUGAAGACACCUGAGCAAUUACUGGAGCACAAGAAAUGCCACACUGUCCCCACCGGUGGGCUCAAGUAAGGAAAGUGCCCGUUCUGCAUCUACUCCACGAACCGCCCUGCGGCAAUGGAGUGCCACCUGAAGACUCACUACAAGAUGGAGUACAAGUGUCGGAUCUGCCAGACAGUGAAAGCAAAUCAGCUGGAGCUGGAGAUGCACAUCCGAGAACACCGCCUUGGCAACCAUUACAAGUGCGACCAGUGUGGCUACCUGUCCAAGACCGCCAACAAGCUGAUUGAACACGUGCGUGUCCACACAGGCGAGCGCCCUUUUCACUGUGACCAGUGCAGCUACAGCUGCAAACGCAAAGACAAUCUCAACUUGCACAAGAAACUGAAGCAUGCUCCACGCCAGACUUUCAGCUGUGAUGAGUGCCUGUUCAAGACUACCCACCCUUUUGUCUUCAGCCGCCACGUGAAGAAGCACCAGAACGGGGACUG